ACGGAGCAUGCACGGCGCGAAGCGGCGUCCUGAGGACGCGCACCCUGGCCAGUGGGUGCUCAUUGCACCAGAGGCUGCUACUGACCCCCCUAAGACACCUGACAGCGAACCUUUGUUUACAAAACUGCGCAAUCCAAGCACAGGGGAAGCAACCCUUUACUUAUUCAAUAGUGGUGCACAGCAGCUGUUUGAAGUAAAAGCUUUUCAUGAGGAAUAUCGUUCCUGGUUUAUAGAUGGCCGCCUGCUGUUUGUUACACCGAUGGACCCCUUGUUUCUGAUACUUUACUACCUCAUAAAGGCAGAAAAGGAGCAGCAAGGAAAGUUCCAGCCACUUGAUCAAGUUGUGCUAGACUCAGACUACCCUAGCUGCCCAUUGCUGCUGAAGUGUGCGGAUGUUAAACAGUACAUACAUCAAGUAACAGAAGAAAAAGAGAUUGGCAGUCAGAAAUUCCACAGAUACAGCCAAGAGAAGACACUGAAGUGGUUAAAGAAAAAGGUCAAUCAAACAGUGAAAGCACUUAAAAGCAACAGUAUAUCUGUAGGUGAAAGGGUACAUGCAGCUACAUUUAUCAGUGGUAAACAGAUCACAGAUACUACAGAAG
Balearica regulorum gibbericeps (East African grey crowned-crane) is the source of this 602-nucleotide messenger RNA. Lineage: Eukaryota; Metazoa; Chordata; Aves; Gruiformes; Gruidae. The record is from RefSeq and is a predicted model, not a curated record.